CGGUGGUCGGCGUGGCGUGCUCGGCAGCAGUUCUGGACGCCUGAGUGCUUGCAGAGAGCGGACCGCCGCGGGCAGAGUGGGAGGCAGCUGCAUCCGCGGUGUGGGUCGGAGUUGCGGCGUCUGGUUCCCAGAGCCGCAGCGGCACGAACGAAAGGAUGGCCGAGUCCUCGGAUAAGCUCUACCGAGUCGAGUACGCCAAAAGCGGGCGCGCCUCUUGUAAGAAAUGCAGCGAGAGCAUCCCCAAGGACUCGCUCCGGAUGGCCAUCAUGGUGCAGUCACCCAUGUUUGAUGGAAAAGUCCCACACUGGUACCACUUCUCCUGCUUCUGGAAGGUGGGCCACUCUAUCCGGCAGCCUGAUGUCGAGGUGGAUGGGUUUUCUGAGCUGCGCUGGGAUGACCAGCAGAAAGUCAAGAAGACUGCAGAGGCUGGAGGAGUGACUGGCAAAGGCCAGGAUGGAGUUGCCAGCAAGGCAGAGAAGACACUGGGUGACUUUGCAGCAGAGUAUGCCAAGUCCAACAGAAGCACAUGCAAGGGGUGUAUGGAGAAAAUAGAAAAGGGCCAGAUGCGCCUGUCCAAGAAGAUGCUGGACCCAGAGAAGCCACAGCUGGGCAUGAUCGACCGCUGGUACCACCCAAACUGCUUUGUCAAGAACAGGGAGGAACUGGGCUUCCGGCCCGAGUACAGCGCCAGCCAGCUCAAGGGCUUCAGCCUCCUUGCAGCAGAGGAUAAGGAAGCUCUGAAGAAGCAGCUCCCAGGAAUUAAGAGUGAAGGAAAGAGAAAAGGUGAUGAGGUGGAUGGAGUAAAUGAAAUUGCCAAGAAGAAAUCUAAAAAAGACAAAGACAAGGACAGUAAGCUUGAAAAGGCCCUCAAGGCCCAGAAUGACCUGAUCUGGAACAUCAAGGAUGAGCUAAAGAAAGCAUGUUCAACAAACGACUUAAAAGAAUUGCUCAUCUUCAACAAGCAGCAAGUGCCUUCCGGAGAGUCGGCGAUCCUGGACCGAGUUGCUGAUGGCAUUGCAUUUGGGGCCCUGCUUCCCUGUGAGGAGUGCUCUGGCCAGCUGGUCUUCAAGAGUGAUGCUUAUUACUGUACGGGGGACGUCACUGCCUGGACCAAGUGCAUGGUCAAGACACAGACACCAAACCGAAAGGAAUGGGUAACCCCAAAGGAAUUCCGAGAAAUCUCUUACCUCAAAAAAUUGAAGGUCAAAAAGCAGGACCGGAUAUUUCCCCCUGAGACCAGCGCUCCAGUGUCAGUGGCACCCCCUCCCUCCUCAGCCUCAACACCUGUUACUGUGAACUCCUCUGCUCCAGCAGAUAAGCCCCUGUCCAACAUGAAGAUCCUGACACUUGGGAAACUCUCCCGGAACAAGGAUGAAGUGAAGGCCACAAUCGAGAAACUCGGAGGCAAGUUGACAGGGACAGCCAACAAGGCCUCCCUAUGCAUCAGUUCCAAAAAGGAGAUAGAAAAAAUGAAUAAGAAGAUGGAGGAAGUGAAAGAAGCCAACGUUCGCGUUGUGUCUGAAGAUUUCCUUCAGGAUGUCUCUGGCUCGACCAAGAGCCUUCAGGAGCUGUUCUCAGCACACAUCUUGUCCCCCUGGGGCACGGAGGUGAAGGCCAAGCCUGUUGAAGUAGUGGCCCCAAAGGGGAAGUCGGGGGCUGCACUCUCCAAGAAGAGUAAGGGCUCCACAAAGGAGGAAGGUAUCAAGUCUGAAAAGAGAAUGAAAUUAACUCUUAAAGGAGGAGCAGCUGUUGAUCCUGACUCAGGUCUGGAACACUCUGCACAUGUCCUGGAAAAAGCUGGGAAGGUCUUCAGCGCCACCCUCGGCCUGGUGGACAUAGUGAAAGGGACCAACUCCUAUUACAAGCUGCAACUUCUCGAGGAUGAUAAGGAGAGCAGGUACUGGAUAUUCAGGUCCUGGGGCCGUGUGGGCACGGUGAUUGGUAGUAAUAAAUUGGAACAGAUGCCAUCCAAGGAGGAUGCUAUUGACCACUUCAUGAAAUUAUAUGAAGAAAAAACUGGGAAUGCCUGGCACUCCAAAAACUUCACAAAGUAUCCCAAAAAAUUCUACCCUCUGGAGAUUGACUAUGGCCAGGAUGAAGAAGCUGUGAAGAAGCUGACAGUAAAUCCUGGCACCAAGUCCAAGCUACCCAAACCAGUGCAGGAGCUCAUCAGGAUGAUCUUCGAUGUAGAAAGUAUGAAGAAAGCCAUGGUGGAGUAUGAGAUUGACCUUCAGAAGAUGCCCUUGGGGAAGCUGAGCAAAAGGCAGAUCCAGGCUGCAUACUCCAUCCUCAGUGAAGUCCAGCAGGCGGUGUCCCAGGGUAGCAGUGACUCCCAGAUCCUGGAUCUUUCAAAUCGCUUCUAUACCCUGAUCCCCCACGACUUUGGAAUGAAGAAGCCCCCACUCCUGAACAAUGCAGACAGUGUGCAGGCCAAGGUGGAAAUGUUGGACAACCUCUUGGAUAUUGAGGUGGCCUACAGUUUGCUUAGGGGUGGAUCUGAUGACAGUAGCAAGGACCCCAUUGAUGUCAACUAUGAGAAGCUCAAAACUGACAUUAAGGUAGUUGACAAAGACUCCGAAGAAGCAGAAAUCAUCAGGAAGUACGUUAAGAACACCCAUGCAACCACGCACAAUGCCUAUGACCUCGAAGUCAUGGAUAUCUUUAAGAUAGAGCGUGAAGGGGAGAGCCAACGCUACAAACCCUUUAAACAGCUUCACAAUCGAAGGUUGCUGUGGCACGGGUCCAGGACCACCAACUUUGCUGGGAUCCUGUCCCAAGGUCUGCGGAUAGCCCCGCCUGAAGCACCUGUGACAGGCUACAUGUUUGGCAAAGGGAUCUAUUUUGCUGACAUGGUCUCAAAGAGUGCCAACUACUGCCACACGUCUCAGGGAGACCCAAUAGGCUUAAUCCUGUUGGGAGAAGUUGCCCUUGGAAACAUGUAUGAACUGAAGCAUGCUUCACAUAUCAGCAAGUUACCCAAGGGCAAGCACAGUGUCAAAGGUUUGGGCAAAACUACCCCUGAUCCUUCUGCUAGUAUUACUCUGGAGGGUGUGGAGGUUCCGCUCGGGACCGGGAUCUCAUCAGGUGUUAACGACACCUGCCUACUAUAUAACGAGUACAUUGUCUACGAUAUUGCUCAGGUAAAUCUGAAGUAUCUGCUGAAACUGAAGUUCAACUUUAAGACAUCCCUGUGGUAAAUUGGGAGAUGUGAUUCGCACCUGGUGGCUCUGGUAUGAAUGAAUUCACCAAGUGUGCUCUUGCACCAACACACCCAGCGGAAACCUCAACUAAGAUGCUAACGGAUGUUACCUUUGUUAAAUCUCCUUAGAAAGGGGUUUUAUAUGAACAGUUUAAAAGGUUUUUCCCAACUUUUCAAAUCCCUUGUUUUGUGUUGCAUUGGGGGGUUUCAGGGUUUUAUCCAGCUAGGCACAACCCACAUAGAUACAGCUGACACUAGAGGGAAAGUUGGAGAGGUUUUUGUUUUGUUUGCUUAGACUAGUCCUAUGGAAAAAAACAAGCCACGUUACAGCACCUGCCUUACUGGUUUCCCAAGGGACAGAAACAGUGUGUUUCCACCCUUUUUUCUAAGUGUUCAUCUUUAGUUUUAAUUUUGGCAAAAUUUGUGAAGCAUUUAUUUUGAGCUAAAAAUAAAAACUAAUUUCAUACUAUUUAGAUUUUCUUUUUUAUCUUGUUAUUCUUAUUUUAAGUUUUUGUGUUAUUUUGAUUUUUGUUGAUGGAUGUGGGGAGCCCCCAGAACUUUAGUUUCUGUUAGAAACAAAGAGAAAUUUUUCUAGAAAUACUUGAACAUAGAAGAUCUCAGAAUAUGUAGUAUAGUAAAUUAAAAGUUGCAAUUCUUGACUUGCCUAUCAGCAAUUUUGUCUUCCAAAUUAAAACCAUCUAUAAUCACAAUAUAGCUACUCAAGGGCUAAUAGUCAUUCUUGAUUAAAAUGCAAAUGGCUUCUGUA
Messenger RNA from Sciurus carolinensis (gray squirrel), 3965 nucleotides. It is a transcript of the gene Parp1, whose product is annotated as poly(ADP-ribose) polymerase 1. The coding region runs from base 156 to 3197 and encodes 1013 amino acids. Gene Ontology annotation, molecular function: NAD+ poly-ADP-ribosyltransferase activity; DNA binding; zinc ion binding. Gene Ontology annotation, cellular component: nucleus. The record is from RefSeq and is a predicted model, not a curated record. The transcript is spliced from 23 exons. Lineage: Eukaryota; Metazoa; Chordata; Mammalia; Rodentia; Sciuridae.